This is a messenger RNA of Triticum urartu, 1233 nucleotides long. NCBI's taxonomy places the organism in Eukaryota, Viridiplantae, Streptophyta, Magnoliopsida, Poales, Poaceae. The record is from RefSeq and is a predicted model, not a curated record.
AAUGAAAAGAAAACUUAGUUUUUGCCCAUUUUGUUUAUGCAACUCUAGAGUUUGAUAUGUCGUUUUUGCUACUCUUAACUUUUAACAAUGCAUCACAAAUAUCAUUCCGUGGCAAAAACAAUAAUUUUUUAUUCACUUUUGUCAUUUUUAGCUUUUGACAAUGUAUCACAAUUACCACUCUGCCACUGUGGAAUCCUAGAAUAACAUAAGCAAAGUGGUAAAAAACUGGAGGGGCAAAAACAAAGUUUCCCUAAAAUAAACUGUAAAGACAAACUCUAUUGAAAAGAAGGAAUAUAAAAUGCAAACAGACGGGUGUCACAGUUUCGGAAUACACUCGAUUCAGGCGUUUCGACGCUGCUAGAUUGCCCAUGCGCUGUACCUCCCGUUACAGUUUUAAUAUCUCGGCACCGAAUGGAGGGCUCACAUGUGCAUCUCCCCGUACCGCACGCGGCAGCUCGCUGGCGCCGCCUCGUCGAGCUUGCGACACCUGCCCCUUCUACGUGUUGCAUUCUUUACACCACCUCAUGAGUCAUGACACACUUCACGAAGCUCUCGCUUACAUACAGCAGCCGUCGCACGAGCCUCCGCCAGAGACAGAACCACCCACGCAGAAGACGGAUUCACGCAACACACCACACGCACGCACGUACGCCGGUGACAAGCGGAAGGAGGACGCCGGCAUGGCGAAGAGCGGCACGGAGGAGUGGCGUCGCAACGCCGACACGCACAAGAUGAGCCCGGAGGAGGUCCGGGCCGCGGGGGUGGAGGCGUCCAUGCGCCCGCCGGGCCGUGGCGGCGGCGCCGGGGAGGUCCUGCACCAGCGAGGCGGCCGCCUGCCGUACGGGCCCGGGACGAUGGCGCUGAUGGGGUUCGGCAUCGUCGGCGCCAUCGGCUACCUGGUGCUGUACCAGAAGGCGAGGCCCGGCACGCCGGCCACGGAGGUCGCCAAGGUGGCCGUCGGACACGGCGACCCUGCCGUCGGCCGCGAGGUCCAGAAGCGCCAAGACGAAGCGCAGCCGCCGCCACCGCCACGCGAAGGGAAGUAGACUAGUUUAGUAGCAGAAGAGCUGGAGGAUUUGCGGCGUUUGUGCUUCGAGUUACUUCUGACUCGAUUUUAUCUGCUAGCCGCGCUUCUCAGCUUGGGUACCUUUUGUCGUGGACCAUGCACGCGUGUGACUUUCUAUCAGAAAUGACACAGCAGAAAUAAAUAAUCGUAGAUGUAUUAGUUGCUUC